CCUCCUAGUGCUCAGCCAAUUCACCAAUUUACAAAACAUCAGGAAAUAGAAAUUUCUGAGAAAGCAGAACUACUGAGUCGUGAUGGGGAAAGGGGACCCUGAGAUGGGGGGGCCGAGCUCUACCAAGGACCAUCCUCCUGCAUCCGGGCCUCACUCCACAAAUGGUCGUAGCUCCACAUCGUGACCGCACUUCCCAGCCCUUCUUCACUGGUGCCCACACCGGCAUCCAGAUAACUUAAGACAUGUCCAAGGAGGAGAAUGAGGUGGUUGCUACGGGGAUGCCCCAAGGCUCGGCUCCCAUAACGACCACCGUGAUCAACAUCCGCACCGAGACCUCUGUGCCUGACCACAUCGUCUGGUCCCUGUUCAACACCGUCUACAUGAACUGCUGCUGUCUGGGCAUCGUGGCAUUCGCCUACUCCGUGAAGUCUAGGGACCGGAAGAUGGUGGGUGACAUGACUGGGGCCCAGAGCUAUGCAUCUACCGCCAAGCUCCUGAACAUCCUUGCCCUGGUCUUGGGCAUCCUUGUGAUCGUCAUUUUCAUCAUUGUUUCUGCCAUUAAAGGACAGUCACGCUGA
Messenger RNA from Ceratotherium simum simum (southern white rhinoceros), 578 nucleotides. RefSeq names its product interferon-induced transmembrane protein 3-like. Gene Ontology annotation, biological process: negative regulation of viral genome replication; response to type II interferon; defense response to virus. Gene Ontology annotation, cellular component: plasma membrane. The record is from RefSeq and is a predicted model, not a curated record. Lineage: Eukaryota; Metazoa; Chordata; Mammalia; Perissodactyla; Rhinocerotidae.